AUGGAAAACCUUCCGGUAGAGAUCCUUAACAAGAUCAUAGAUUUUCUCACCCCGCGAGAGAAGGUGCAGCUACAAUCUGUUUGCAAGAAGCUUUUCAGUCUCGGUCGAGAUAAUGCCCCAUGGAAAAUACACUGCUAUGAGCAGUCAUGGGCUGCUAUACAAGCAUCUCGCCCCUCAGGGCGGAUAUCGGAAAGCCUCACACAUCCCACUGCAACUUUGAAUAUCCUUGGGCAAAAUUCACUACGUGAUCUUAUUCAGCCCGUAGCUCCACAAGCAGGGGACAAUGGUUUCGAUAAGCUUCGGGGUUUGGCGCCUUGUGAUUUGGCAAGGGCGGCAGCGGAUUGGGAUUCAUCGAUUGAGGGGGAGCAUGUGGAUUGGUAUUCAGAAUACAUUGCUCGGCAUGGUCCUGUGUCACUCUCAUGGGUACAACAUCCCACGAUACAAGAUGGCGAGAGUCGAGAGCGUAUCCCUAAUGAUGUUAAGGGUAUGGGACUUCUGAGAGACUGGACUGCUACGAGACAGAAUAAGAUUGUUGCACCUCUCGAAGAUGGAAGUGUUUGCAUUUGGGAUCUGAAUCAUUCCCACAGUGCCGAUUCACAAUUGACCAGGGGGAGGAUUGCUGGUAUAAGUGAACCAAGUAUACUUUUGGCUAACCACUCACGGCGAGACCACUGUGAAGGGGUAAAUGUGGAUUCUUUUCAACGAAGAGCCUAUCUAGCCGUUGGAAACGUUCUCAAUGAGGUCGACCUGGAGACUUUAAGGGUAAUUUCUCAACAGCGCUAUCCUUGGACAGUUUGGACUAUGUCACAAGAGACCGAUUACUCAGUACCACUGACCCUAGCUACUACUGUUAGCCUGCAUAUCUAUGACUCAAGAUUAUCUGCGGUUGAAGAGGAUGAGGCGAUCAGUCUGCGAUGCGAGGACUCUGUGUCUAAAAUUCCAGAGUUGGGAAUCUUCACUUAUCCAGACUCACCACAAAUUCGGCUCCAAUCAAACGGGUUACCUCCUCAUAGGAUUCGCAGUCCAGGUCCAUCUGAAAAUGAAAACUAUGCACCUCUCUUUCAACCUGGUCCUCUUUCUAUUCUUCACCCGCCGGCCCCGCAUGUAAACACCAUUAUUCUCGCAGGCCGCUUCCCUAGUAUUCUUUGUUAUGAUCGCCGCUUCUUCCCCCGCCUCGAAAGUACUGUUCAUUCCGGUGGCCGGUUAUGCGGGCUUGCAUCCGCUCCAGGACCGCAGUUUCCCUUCUCCGACUCAACUUAUCCAACCACUCAUAGUGUCGUGGCAUGUGGCGAGUACAAUGGACGAGGGUCUCUAGAGCUCUACAGUCUCGAUUCAUCAUCCAAGGACUCCCAAAGUGACCCAUUAGAGGGAACUUCGACCCUGGUUCCAGCUUAUAAUAAUCGUCAAAGUGCAGCUAGCUCCAAAUUGCUAUCUGUGGCAUCUCACGGGAAUCGACUCGUGUACUCUGAUCUCGAUGGCAAUAUCAAAUGGGCUGAGCGUAACGGCCGGUCAGAGGUCCGCCGCUGGAACAUCAAUAGUUAUGACUCACCGCGUCCAUUUCCCCGGCCUGGUGAGCCAUCAACGAUUGGAAGUUUUGGUGGUCAGACUUCUCAGUCAAAUCAGGGCAGCGAGGUUGCACGUAAGAUUCUUCCUACCGGAGGAAAUCUUACUGGAGAUGAACUUUUAAUAUGGACUGGAGAACGCAUUGGUCGUGUCAAAUUCUCCAUUAGUGCUAGUUGUGAAACGGGCAUAGAGGAAGAGGAAGACGACUGGUUCAUGCAUGCUGAGGUUGAUGAAGAAACUCGAGAAGCAAUGCGGCAUAAGCAGCGCGAUGAUUGGGAGAAGGAGCAGAGAUAUAUCGAGACAAUGCGCCGAGCUCUCGCGAGACAAGCUGAUGAAGUACGAUGGAUGGGGACAUACUGA
Messenger RNA from Penicillium taxi, 1923 nucleotides. RefSeq lists its product as uncharacterized. The transcript is spliced from 2 exons. The record is from RefSeq and is a predicted model, not a curated record. NCBI's taxonomy places the organism in Eukaryota, Fungi, Ascomycota, Eurotiomycetes, Eurotiales, Aspergillaceae. Gene Ontology annotation, biological process: protein polyubiquitination. The coding region runs from base 1 to 1923 and encodes 640 amino acids. Gene Ontology annotation, molecular function: protein binding.